AUCUGACAUAUGUGUGUCACGUCACUCUAUUUUAGCGUAUUCCAAGAUGGCGCUGCAGAGGACGGUGGCGCGGUUGGUGCACAUCGGGACAGAUUUAGGGGUCAAAAAUAACGCGAGACAUUUUAAAACAAAAGCUGUAUUAUGUCGCCGGAGUGCACCACUUGGUCCAAUGCCAAAUGAAGAUAUAGACUGGAAGAACUUGGAGGCUCUGGAGAAAUAUUGCAGCUAUACACGCUACCUCAGAAUUGCAGAGGAGGCCAGUAAUAAAGAAGUCUGGUGGAAGACCUACAGGAAACAUGUGGAACAGAAAUCUGACAAAGACUUUAAGCCAGUGGACAUCGGCCUGCCUCACUGCCGACCCUCCAGGUUAAAGGAAGUUCGGGAACGAAGAAAGGUGAUGAAGGAAAACAAAAAGAACCCAGAGCUGGAGAGAGACGCUCGUCUACGCACGUUUCGCAUUCCUUUGGACCAAGUGAAGCAGGAAUGGGAGAAAACUAAUGGCCCUUACCACAUACAGAGGCUGGCAGAGCACUAUGGAAUAUACAGAGACCUUUUCCCCAUGGCGUAUUUUGUUCCAAGGGUAAUGCUGAGGGUGGCAUAUGGAGAUGACAGCAAUGCCAUGGUGCAUUAUGGCAAUCAUUUAUCACCUAGUCAGGCUUCAUCAGCACCUCACAUUAGCUUCGAGGCAGAAGAGAAUUCUCUUUGGACAUUGCUGCUAACAAGCCCAGAUGAACAUUUGCAGGAUGGCGAGCAGGAAUAUGUGCACUGGCUGGUUGGUAAUAUUCAUGGAAACGCUGUCUGUUCUGGGGAUGUUCUCGCUCAUUAUGUCACGCCAUUUCCUGCAAAGGGAACAGGAUUCCAUAGAUACGUCUUUAUUCUCUUCAAGCAAGAUGCAGCUGUUGACUUUAGCAGUGAUGUCAGACCAGACCCCUGUUACAGCCUGCAGCAGCGAAGUUUUAAGACACUGGACUUCUACAGGAAGCAUGAAGAUCUAAUUACUCCUGCUGGACUGGCUUUCUUUCAGAGCCAGUGGGACAACUCUGUCACCAGUACCUUCCACACAUUGUUCAAUAUGAGAGAGCCGUUGUUUGAGUAUGACCAACCACCAGUGUAUCAUCCACCCCAGAAGAAAUACCCUCACGGUCAGCCACUUCGAUACAUGGACCGUUACAGAGGCGGAAAAGAACACACAUAUGGCAUUUACUAAAAAACAUGCUGUACAAUUGUUAUUGAAGAAAUUUCUAAUAAAAAUAUAUUUACAUCCAA
Molecule: messenger RNA, 1266 nt
Organism: Ictalurus punctatus (channel catfish)
Lineage: Eukaryota; Metazoa; Chordata; Actinopteri; Siluriformes; Ictaluridae
Gene: mrpl38
Product: mitochondrial ribosomal protein L38
Exons: 9
Coding region: 47-1207 (386 amino acids)
Cellular component (GO): mitochondrial large ribosomal subunit
Source: RefSeq, a predicted model, not a curated record